AAUGGAAGUGCGUGGUCCUCAGAGGAAUCCCAGCUACCUCUCAGAUCUCUAUGAGAACAUGUUAAGGGCUGAAGGAGCCGUGGCACGAAGGCAGCAGCAGCCCCCAGCAGUCCAUACAAGUAGCAGCAAGACUUUUCAGAGCAGUGCCCCAGCCAGGGAGAGCCCCCAGCCAAAAAAUCAUGCGAGCAGCACCUCCUCCAGCUGUGACCCAGCCCUGCGGCCCAUCAUGCGUCGCCGAGCGAGGUCCCUGCCGACAUCACCCGAGAGGAGGAAGAGAGCAGCAGUGCAGUGUCAGGAGCCCGGCUGCCGCAUGAACAGGGUCAGGUUUGCUGAUGCUUUAGGCUUGGAGCUCACUGAAGUGAAAGUCUUCCAGACUGGGGAGGAUCCAUCCAUCCCUUUGCACGUCCUUUCCAGGCUCUCCAUAAACUCAGACCUCUGGUACAGCAGCUUGAACUUGGAAUUUACUAUGCAGUGCUUGGUCCCUGACUUCCAGCAGCCUGCAGACUGUCUGGAUUUCUCAUCCCGACUCCAGGAGCAGCAGGUGUGUCUGGAACGGGUGAGCAGCUCAGAUCUGGGGCUCAGUGGCACCAUCCAGGUUCGGAAUGUUGCUUUUGAGAAGCAGGUGUCCGUGCGCUACACCUUCAACCAGUGGGAAAGCAUCCAUGAGGUGUGUGCUCGUUGGAACUGCAGCAUCCCAGAGAAAAACGGGCAGGAUCAGGUCGAUGUGUUCACUUUCUUUCUUCCUGUGCCUCCAUUCCUCCUUCAGCUGAGCACUCUCGUCCAGUUUGCAGCAAGGUACCAAGUCAACGGCCAGGAGUACUGGGAUAACAACAGAGGCAAGAACUACACCCUCAGGUGCCGGACUCACCCCCUGAAGCUGCCGAGGGAGUGUGAGGAGAGCUGGAUCCACUUCAUCUGAGCAGAGGGAGCGGUGCCGAGCAGCGUGUCAGUGGCCUGGUGGCACUGUCCCUUGGCACGGCGCUCUGCUCCUAUGGCAACAGCCUUCUUUUUGAAACCUGCCAAACCUGGCCAAGUGUCCCAGGGCUGGGAGGCAACCAGUGGCCUGUACAAACUGCCCUAAACCUCUGGGAAAGUUAAAAGGGCCAGAAUCUGUAGUGAGAUACCAUCAUGAAGAGCCAUGUGGGUUUUUUGGGUGCAUGAGUCAUUGCAGAAUGGUUCCCAGGAAUGCUGUGAGGCUACCAGAGAACAAAACAACACAUUUCUUGUUGCUAAUGAUACUCUUGGUUGCAUAGAAUGUUUCUAACUGAUUUCUCUUACCAUUUUCUACUGUUUCUUUUCUGAGUGGAUGGUGUGGCUUAACUGGUUUUGUUUCUAAUUUUGUUUAUAUUACUUCACCAAGGCAGGGCACUAUUCCAUUUAUGCAUAAUUUGGAUGACAGACACUGUAGGGAGUACUUGUAUUUAUAUACCUAUGUUAUUAAGGCUGUAGUCAUGUUAAAUAUUUCCAUUAAUAUCUGAGUUGGAAAUUCAAUGCUACUAUGAGCAAAACAUACAUGAAAAUGUGCCAAUACUUGCUUUCGUGCCAGAAGGAUGUUGCUGUCUUCUGGGACAGACUGACAUGUUCUAGCAAAUGUCAGAGCUGAGUGUUCCCUUGGCCAGGUCAGAUUUUGUAAAGCUGAGGCUGUCACGAGAAAGGUUCAUGCCAGAUGUAGCACAGUGUGAGAGGGGUGGAGAAAUGAAUGUCUCAGCAGUCUCAGUUGGGCUUCUAUUGUCUUCCUUCCACAGCCUCUCAGGGUUUUGGCAUGUGCAAGGUCUUGAAUACUAAGUACUGAAGCAUUAUUCCAGGUUUCCUUUUGCUCUGUGCUGGUCUGAACUGCUGGAGAAGGGCUGACAGUGCAGUUCUGGCACUGCUGGCUCAGUGGAGCAGUGGAGCUGAGAGCCAUCUCCGGGUUAAGCUGCUAAAGCUUCACACCAGUACUGACACCUGUCACAGCAGAGAUGAUAUUUGCACUUAGGUUUUAUUGCCACACUCAGUAAUGAACAUCAAAUGGCUUCUGAUUGUCAAAAAUGGGAUUAAGCCAUUUAGUGCUAAUAUGCACCUGUUGUGAAGGUAAACUUACAGCACAUUUUUAUCUUCUCAGGACAACCUGACUCUUUGCACUGAGUUCAAAUUGAGCACUUCCCUUAUAAUGAGGAUUUUGUAAAAGUGAAUUCUUUACAAGGAUUAUCACCAUAAAAUGCACUUUUAAAAACAUGUAUUUAUUAUUGUCAUACAGUAAAUGAAUGUCACAGUUUCAAGGUUUUUCCAAGCAUGUUUUUUAAAGAAACAUGAAAUCCAUGUAAAUAAAAAGGCGUCACACAGUAUAUCAUUGAAGCACAUAUGUUGGACAGAAGGUCCACCAGUUGUAAAAUUGCAAAGUGCAUCAUUAAUUUUAAAAAGCAAUAAUAAAACUAUGCCUCUUGUAAUACAGAAGAUUGAAAUAAAAGCUUUUCACAAUUUUCUGUUGUUUCUGUCAAGAAA
Messenger RNA from Haemorhous mexicanus (house finch), 2481 nucleotides. It is a transcript of the gene PPP1R3D, whose product is annotated as protein phosphatase 1 regulatory subunit 3D. The record is from RefSeq and is a predicted model, not a curated record. The transcript has a single exon. Gene Ontology annotation, biological process: regulation of glycogen biosynthetic process. Gene Ontology annotation, cellular component: protein phosphatase type 1 complex. Gene Ontology annotation, molecular function: glycogen binding; protein phosphatase 1 binding. Lineage: Eukaryota; Metazoa; Chordata; Aves; Passeriformes; Fringillidae. The coding region runs from base 2 to 919 and encodes 305 amino acids.